CUUAGUCCGUAACACCUACUCCAGGUCACAUGGGUUGUGGGGCUUCUGCACCACCUCGGCGGGACUACUGGGCCCCUAAUGCCGUCCACGGGAACAAACCCCAGGGGAGGAGCACCGUACCCGGUGGGUGGGCUCCCCCACCCCCCGGGUACGCCCCUAACCAGGGGAGCGUUCAGUACGUCACCUACCAACAUCGGAACUACCCUCCCCCUCCGCAGUGGCAACACGCAGGCAUCGCUCCACCCACGGGACCGCCACAGGGCCGCUUCGGGCGGAAGCCUCCACACGUGCCGUUUCCUAACUUCGUGUCGCCCCGGCCGCCACGGGGGAGGAAGCCGGUAGAUCACGGCGAUUCGACGUUCGGUCACCGCCAACCUCAGCAGAAACUCCGCCCACCGCCACGGAGGACGAAAGACGUACAGCUGUUCAAACCUCGACCAUCAAGGCCCCGACCAACCCCGACAAGGCCCCCACCAUCUCCGACAAGGCCCCGACCACAUGCCGGGGUAAAGCCGCCGCCUGAUCGCGCCGAUUCACCGCCAGUUCCUCACCGCCAACCGGAGCCGAAACCCCCCACACCGAAACCUCCCACACCUAAACCUCCCACACCGCCACCGGUGCACGUCGAAGCAGCUACAGAGGAGAUGAGAUUUGCCAUUCAGAGUUGUCUGGACUCCGGUAUUCCGUGGGACGACCCUGACUUCCCUGCAACGCCGAAAUCUAUAGACCAUAAGGGGAAGGACGGAAAAGACAUCGAGUGGAAGAGACCAAAGGAAAUGUCAGACAACCCCCGGCUGCUUGUUCACGGUGUGAGUACGGAUGACGUGAAGCAGGGCACGCUGGGAGACUGCUGGUUCCUGUCGGCGUGUGCGUCCAUCGCCAGGGAGAGUCAGCUCAUGGCUAAGGUUAUCCCCAAAGACCAGUACCUGUGGAGGGGGGAGGGCCGGUAUGCGGGCGUGGCGCACUUCCGGUUCUGGCGGUUCGGGGAGUGGGAGGACGUGUAUGUGGACGACAAACUGCCGACCAGAUGGAGUAACCUGACGUACGCCAGGUGUAGCGACAAGAACGAGUUUUGGCUGCCUCUCAUCGAAAAAGCAUAUGCAAAGCUGAAUGGUUCUUACUCCUCCCUUGAUCGCGGCCAGACCACGGUCGCCUUGACAGACCUAACCGGGGGGAUCUGUGAGAGAUUCAAAACCGGAUUUCAGGAGGCAGCCGUCCUGUACCAAGCCAUGCUGAAGGCUCAGAAACGGGGGUCUUUCAUGACGUGCUCUACACACAGCACGUUUGAGGAGGGACAUGAUAGCGGGUUGGUGAGUGGGCAUGCCUACACCAUAACUGGAGUCUCAAAGAUCCGGAGCUCCGGAAAGACACACCGACUUAUCAAGAUCCGGAACCCCUGGGGUAGACAGGAGUGGAAGGGAGCCUGGAGUGACGGAUCGCCAGAGUGGCAGGGAGUGUCGGAAGCUGUCAAACAGAGACUUUAUCAUGAAAACAAAGACGACGGGGAAUUCUGGAUGGAGUACGAUGAUUGGAGCGAAUUCUACAGAGAGGUCACCAUCGCUUCACUAGCAGAGCACGAGACUGUUAGAACUGGACCGAAAUCGAAGUGGGACGUGGCACAGGAGAUAGGAGAGUGGGUGAAGGGAGAGACAGCCGGCGGCAGCGUGGGGUACCAAAAGACCUAUUGGAAAAACCCGCAGUACCUCUUCACACUGUCGUCUGAAGAUGACUUUGACCCGGAAGAAGACGACGAGGAAGACCGCGGCACAUGCUCAGUUCUGAUCGGUCUCAUGCAGGAGAAUAAGCAGUUCAAAGGGAAAUUUACGCAUAUCGGCUUCCAGGUCUACGAGGUCUCGAGUCCAGACCGGGAACUCAAACUGUCCAAGCGUCAGUUGGGCCAGUCUUCACCCGUCUUCAGAACCUUGUCCUAUUACAACACUCGAGAGGUCACUCUGCGUAUCCAGAUGGACCCAGGCACAUACGUCAUCGUCCCCACCACGCACGAGCCGAAAAUAGAAGGUCCCUUCCUUCUCAGAGUCUUAACAGAAAAGCCAACUCAGCUGCGAGAGUUGGGGUAAGAUUUUUAUUUUCUGUAAAAACUAGUUCAACUCAGUCAUCUUCUUGUUUUAAGUUAAAACUUUUCUUCCAACACAUUUCU
Molecule: messenger RNA, 2158 nt
Organism: Branchiostoma belcheri (Belcher's lancelet)
Lineage: Eukaryota; Metazoa; Chordata; Leptocardii; Amphioxiformes; Branchiostomatidae
Product: calpain-9-like
Exons: 12
Coding region: 30-2078 (682 amino acids)
Biological process (GO): proteolysis
Cellular component (GO): cytoplasm
Molecular function (GO): calcium-dependent cysteine-type endopeptidase activity
Source: RefSeq, a predicted model, not a curated record